Molecule: messenger RNA, 7670 nt
Organism: Anopheles stephensi (Asian malaria mosquito)
Lineage: Eukaryota; Metazoa; Arthropoda; Insecta; Diptera; Culicidae
Gene: SKIP
Exons: 18
Coding region: 1136-4852 (1238 amino acids)
Molecular function (GO): protein binding
Source: RefSeq, a predicted model, not a curated record
ACAGAAAACUUAAGAUGAAGGCGCAAAAAACGUAUGCAAAGAGCACAAAGAAACACCCGAGAACGCCGAAAGCUUUACUACCGAGCAUAUCCCAUCUUCCUGGUGGCAGCUUACGGCCGAGCCGCCUGGCAAAGCUCAUCAUUGGCGAGGAAAAUGUGGCAAAAUUCCUUCGCUCACUAGAUCUAUUUUAGAUUAAUCCUGCUUUCGUGCGUUUCUACUUGUUUGCUGUGUUGUGCGUCUUCUUCUUGAGCUUUCUCAUUACGCCAGUCUUUCUAUCCGUGGCUGCUUUCGGCUAGCUGCUAGAGAAGAACGUGCAAGAUGUGCAACCUUCUUUGUGGCUGCGGACGUAGAAGAACCCGAACCGGUCUCGGAACCGGCGAUUGCAGAUGGAGCGCCAGCAUCCAGCAGUCUCGGUGCCCCUGAAUUUUUUCCCACACGACUCUGUUGUAAUUAUUCUCGUAGGCUUUAAAUGAGUCUGAGGCUCCGGGAAGUAAUGUGCUCUUUGUUUAGAAAGGACAUUUGUCGGGGCUGGGAUUUGGAGAAGCGAAUAAUGCGUUUUCGUUGAGUGAAUGUCACAAAUCGGAUUGAGAGUAUUAAGCAUCAAUGAAAGACCGUAAGGCUCUCUGUGUACACCGAGAGUCGCUCUUUGUACUGGGCAGAACAACGUUUAGAUGGCGAUAGGUGGCAAUUACUUGGAGGCAUCGGAUGUCUAGCUUUAAUUUUUUUUAGUGGGGAAGGAAUCCCGAGUGUACGGAGUGAAGCUUUUUGCGUAAGUGCUGUGUGAGUGUGAGGCGCGUGUAUUUAGAAAAAAAAGCUGCUUGGAUGUGAGCGUUGGUGUGUGGUGGGUUUUGUUGAUGUGUGCCGCCAUUACUUCCCACGCGCGCAUGGAAGUGUGGCGAAGGUUCGGUGCGUAGUGAACGAAAACCGGGAGUGUUCUCAAGAGGAAGAGAGCGGCUUAUCACAACAUAAAAAAGCCAGUCAUUUUCCGGCCGGAAGUGCGGUUAAUUGUGUGUGCGUGCGUGCGUGUGUGUGAGGGUUUGUUGUUGCCAAACCCUCCCGAGGGAAGUGAGGUUAGGGAAAUCGAUAGAAGCGUACGUACACGGAAAGGGGAACCCCCUGCGCCAGACCGGUAAGGAUGGCGGUCAGCAACAUCGUGUGCGAGUGGUUGCGCGCCCUCGGGCUGGGCCAGUACGCGGAAAGCUUUCUCGACAAUGGAUACGACGAUCUGGAGAUCUGCAAGCAGGUUGGCGAUCCGGACCUCGAUGCGAUCGGUGUGCAGAAUCCGGCCCACCGGAGCAAGCUGCUCAAAAGUGUGCGGCUGCUCCGGGAGAAAGGUGCGGCCAGCGUGUACUUCCAGCUGAACGAUCCGAAAUCGCUGCUGUCCGACAACAGUGACAGCCUGGAGCGUGACAGUUCACCGCUGAUGCUGAGCGAGCUGGAGGCAUUGCUGCAGGAGCAGCUCAAGGCGGACGGCGUUUGUCUGACGGCACAUCCAUACUCCACACCGGACGGUGCACGAGGCCACCUGGAAGGGCUCGCAUCGGUGUACUGUGAAAUGUUGCUCGCCCCGUUCGGUGAGGUCCUUUCGGCGCUGGAGGAAGCACGACAGCGGGCCUGGUCGGAACGGAGUCCCCACAGUUCGUCCGGUGGCGGUGGCGGACUGAUACGGGGCCAUCGAGGCAAUUCGUGCCACGGCGGUUUGCCCAACAGCCACAGCCAGCCCAUCUACGUGCCCGGCAAAUAUUCGCCCUCCAGCUGCCUGUCCGAUAAGGAGGAGGACGAAAUUUAUGGAUUCGGGUACGGCGUGUUCGCUCCAAGGGUGGCCAGAACGACCCUACAGUCACAGCAAGGGCAACAGCAGCAACAGCAGCAGCAACAGCAACAGCAGCAACAACAGCAACAACCCCAGCCACAACAAUCACAAACCUCCGCCAAUGUACCUGCCAACAGUGCUGCUGUUCAGCAAAGCUGCCUCAGCCCACGCUCAGCGUACUUCUACGAAUUUCCACCAACGGACGGCCGUGAGACCAGCAAAAAGCGUACCACCCUGGCGAGGCUCUUGAGAGGACUAAAGACUGUAAAUAGGCGUGAUAGAUCGAAUCAAAACACCACCGGCGGCACUGCAACGCAGUCAAGGUCACAGAACGAAAGACUGAGACACUUCCAAAUGAAUGGCGGUGGACCGCAACCAAGUUUCGAAGAAACCAUACAGAGGCUAAAAAUACAGGAAGCACUUCGGAAGAAGGAAAAAUUUCAACGCGAGCACGAAGAGAUACUCCGAGACAUUCGGCAAGGUUUGCUGCAGCUUAGCAGAGACUCGAGAGACGACACGUACAUGUACGACGAUGCGGUAACGAAUGUGAUGCGAAUGCCUCAUCACCAAGGUCACUGGUACGAUGAGCCACCGUACGAAAGCGAUCCGGACGACUUCCUGAUGUCCGGCAUGCGGCAAAUCGGUGCCGCCGGGUACGCGGGCGAUGGUGGAGGAGGUGGCGAUAGUGGUGGAGGACCAAGUGCUACCAUACAGGGUGGUCGCGUCUGCUACAGCACGAACGGGCGGGAAGGACAGAGUGUGAUAUCGUUGCGGUCCGCGGGUGACAUUUCCAUACCGCAGCGGGGUCCACGGCGGGGCUUGAUCGUACCCCAGCAACCACCGAACCCUCCAACCAUUAUACCCCUCAAACAUGCCCGAUCGCACGAUCGGGAAAGCGGAGAUUAUGCCGGUUCAAUAUCGGAUCUACACAGCGUUACCUCCCGGUUGAGCCAGGUUUCGAUCGGAAUGAAUAACUGCACCGCCCGCUAUCGAACGCUCAGUGCCGGACUGGGUGACGAAUCACCGUCCCCAUCGCCCACACCAUCCUCCGAGUACGAUGACAUCCUGCAAGCGAACGCACUGCAGCUCCAGAAGCAUCUGCACCACCAUCAGCAGCUGAAGCGGCUGGAAGGGCAGUGCGGUGGCGUUGGGCUCCCGGGGCAACCCGGGUCAACAUCCGGGCUCAUCGGCAGUGCGACAUCGCUGGUGCCGGCAGCAGGGUCGUCCGCAGCAGUAUCAGCAGCAACGGCAGCAGCAGCAACGGCGACAGUUGGCAUUAGCUCGGUGGGAAACACAUCCGGCACCGUUGGUGGUAGUAUAGCGCUCGCAUCCGGUGGUGCAUCCGGUGUCAAUCUGCCAACGCUGCUCGGCGGUACGGCCGACAUCAGUAGCGCCAGCACGAGCAACAGCACUACCACCACCAAUGGCAGCGGCAAUAGUAGCAGCAGCGCGAGCAGCAACAACAGCACCAGUACAAAAAACACCGUCAACAAUCUGAAAAGCCUGAAGGCGGCCAAAAACAGGAACAAUCUCACGUCGUCCCUGACGGCGGCCGCGUCGUCAGCGGCAGUCUCGCACAACAAUAAAAAUUUAAGCAUAAGUCAACAGAUAGCUUUAGUACAUCACUCUAAUGACGCUCGAACAUCGCCAAAGGAUCAUCUACUGUUCGGUGGAGCGGAUCGCAACAAUCGUGAUUACAGUAACUGUUUGGAUAGUAUCAGCGACCAAACGUUCCAGCAUUCGGCCAGUUCGGUCGAAAGCUUACCGAGUGCAUCCGGAUCAAGCACCCAAGCUCUGGUGCGUCCAGGCAGUCCGCACAGUUCCCUGUCGGCGGAGGAUCGCACCACCAUGCUACCGAUCUGCAGAGCGAUCGCACUGGUCGAUAGUUGCCCGAGCCCGUACGACAAGGAAGCGCUCCGGUUUAAGAAAGGAGACAUCAUUGACGUGCUCUCGAUGAAUGCGUCCGGCGUAUGGCGAGGCUACGCGAACGGUCGGUUAGGACACUUUAAGUUCAUUAGCGUCGAAGUGUUACCCGAUCUUCCCACGACCGGUUUAAAGGGAUACGGUGGAAAGCUGGUCAGCCGACACCGUCUACCAACGAGCUGUCCGACCAGUGUCGAGGAACUGCUUCUUCGAAUCGGCCUAAAAGAGUACACGUCCGUGUUUGUGCUCAACGGGUACGAAGACCUGGAGCUGUUCAAGGAACUGGAACCGUCCGAUUUAGAUUACCUAGGCAUUGGCAAUACGGAGCAUCGGGCAAAGAUACUGGCCGCCGUUCAGCUGCUGCACGAUUUGGACUCAACGUCCGACGGUGAUGUGGCCGGGUCUAGCUCGGAAAACGAUGAAGGCCUGCGGUUGAACCACGUCAACUGUUCCAGCGGGCUCGGCGGUGGACUGAGCGGUGGCAGCGGCAGUACGACGCGGAGUAGUGGAGACCACCAGACGUCACCGUUCGGCCGAAGGCACUUUCCACGGGAUUCCGGUUGCUACGAAGGUUCACCGGUGCCGUCAUCGCAAGGCUCGCACAAUCCACAUUCCUACCAGCAGCUGCAGCAACAGCAGCAGCAACUGCACCAUCUUCAGCAACAAUCGCACAACAACGGUCAACCGGUGCAACAGUCACAGCAGCAACACACCAGCAUGGCGACGCUAAUGGCGGCGCAUCAUCACCAUCACCAUCAUCACCAUCACCUGUCCGACAACGAAACGAACAACCUGGACUCGGUCGUUGCCCAGUGCUCGAACGAAAUACUGAAGCGGGUCGAGUCGGCCCGCCGGUUCAACGGGACGACCGAGCGUGGCUCGUCGCAAACCAUGAACAGUCGGACGAUGUCGGCGAAAAAGGGUGGACUGCUCGGUGGUGGUGGUGGUGGCGGCAGUGAUGGGGGCGGUGGCAUGGUGAUGGUUGGUGGUGGCGGUGGUGUCGGUAGCGUUACGGGGGGCAGUAGCGGGGGAGCGCUGAGUGAAAAGUCGAGCGAUUCCGGUGUCAGCAGUAGCAGCCUAUCGUCCGGUCCUGCCAAGGGUAGCGGUGGUCUCUAGCGGCCGGCGGCCUGUGCGACAAUGAUGACCACGUACGAAGAUGCGACCGUGCGGAUGCUUUCGUGCUGUCCUUCGUUGCUACCGCCGGAGCUGUUCGAAGGCACGGAACGAAGCCUUACCGCCGGCAUCGAACGGUAAGUGGGUGUGAGUGAGUGUGAUAAGCGCGCGAGGUCGGCUGUGUUGGAGUUAGUGUGUUAAGGAAAGCACAACACGCACAAACCUUUAGUUCUACCACGUUCUUAGUAUGAUAAGUUCCGAAAAGCAUCGGCAGUGCAGUGAUUUACGCGGGAACCAGAUUCGUUGUAGUACCACCAAUUGCGCUCUACACUGCCAAAGGAAGUGUUCCAGUCGCCGGAAAGAGAGGGAGAGAGAGAGCGAUAGAGUGACCAGAACCGAACAAAGACGUGUGAGACAUAUAAAAUGGUCGUAACGUGAUGACGAGCGACAGCUUCAAUCAGUCAAGCGGGACAGAAAAAAACAAGGACUGUCCAUCUAUAUUGUGAUGUGUUUCGAGUGCAAGCCGUAACCGGGCCUUGCUGUGAUGUGCGGAGUGUGCGUGAACCAGAUUAGUAUCGGAGGGGACAUCCUGGUCCUUCGCGGAGGAACCCAGGCACGAUACAUUGUGAUUUGUGAUUGUUAUUGAUGGUUGUUGACGUGCGCGAAUGUGUGUCUCUCGGUGCGUGUGUCUGUACGUGUGCAGGAGAAUCGAUUCGCAAAUCGAUACGGAACCGACAUAGAACUGGCAUCGAAAAGGUAUAGUGAGCGGGAAGGGGAAACUGGGGGAGAGUAAAUGAGGGGAGGAAUGGAAAAUUUGUGAUAUUUUUGACAAACGGAAACCAGACAAAUGAACUACACAACACACGGUAGAAGCAAAACAAAAAACCAACGGAAACAGAAACGAACAAACGAACGAACCAUUCGAUUGCAUUAUAUUAUAUUAAGGAUGGCACCGAACGGCAGACGAAACGCAGGCCAACCAAAUGCAAAUAGAAGCUGAAUCAGAUAAAAUAGAUGUUAACAGCGCGAGAGCCAGGACAAAGAAACCAAGAGAAACUAUUAAUUACUACUGCUAGUACCAUUAUGCACGUUGUCAGUUACGAUUUUGUUGAUAUUAGGUUAUGGAAGGUAGGGAGAGAAGGACAGGGAAGUGAAGGACUUUGAAACCCCCCGGGGCCCUAAAUCAUCAGUGUUGUCACCUGGUGCCGGGAGGUACACUGAUUGCUGUUAUUCAUUCGUUGAUUUAAACCAACCAAUCCUUCCACUGUUCGAACGUUUGUUGAACGUUUUCACCGAAAAAAAACCCCCCAAAUACUCCACAGGGGUUGAUUGCGCAAAAUGCGGCACACAAGAACACAAGGACUUAAAAUCGAAUCAAACUACUAUCGGAAGAUUGAACGUUUGUCAUUAGAUAAUCUCGUAAUAGUGUGCGUGCAUAUUCGAAUGAGAAUGAUUGUAAAUUCUAGUACAGAUUUAAACGUAUUAAAACCGGAAAGCAAUAGCUCGGUAGAACGCGGAUAGGACAGCAGCAGCAGAGUUGGUGGUGUUAAGCUUAAACAAUCAAAAACUUUAACCAACGAAACAAAACAACAAAACCAACCUUAUCAACGCGCCUUUCCAAUCAACUUCCUUCGCUAGUGUACAUACUCUACGCGGUAAGAACGCUUCGUCUAGGGGGAAGCGGAUCUGUUCCACGUCGUUAUUUUACAUAGUAGCAUAAUUUAGCAUAACCGCGGUCAGCGUGACUGCCGGGAAAGGUCCGGCCGAGAUCGGGUUGGGCUGUUGGAACAUAUGGUGUGUUGAGAUUGGGGCCCGCUCGAGGAGGAAUGCAUUCCACUAACACACACACACACAAGUCAAUAUUUUUAAGAAACCCAAGUUCGAUUCGCUAACCGCUUGACUAUAGUCUGAGUCCUUAAUUUCCCUGAGGAGGAUGAGGAAAGAAAAAAGAACAAUGUCCCACAUCGGUGGUAAAAAAGAAACCGGGCAACUUAAAUUAUCUUCAAACACAAAUUUUAAUCCUCGUUACGAUCCAUUCACUGAAAUGUCUCUUGGAAAAUGGAAGGAAAAAUUUAAUGGAAAAAACAAUUUAGCAAAUAUUUAAAUCAUGGUGAUAAGUGAACAAUUCGAAGUAAGUGAAACGAAACAAAAAAUGGAGAAGAAAAGAACAGAAGAACAUCAUAUCGAUUUAGUAACGAAAAAGGAAACAAAAAUUCUAGCCAAAACCAAACCAAAUCACUUAAUGCGUAGUAUGAGUUUUAGAAAAUCGAACAUAACAGAUAAAAUUGUAUUGCUAAAAACGCGCGAAAAAAGAAAAGAGAGGAGAAAACAAACUCUCGACGUAAAAAUUUGAAUGAAGAAAAAUUUAAACCUUAAACCACGGUUAGGACAAUUCUGAACACACAUGACCGCUCUCAAAGACAUGGUCAGGGUUUCAUUAAGAGUGUAAUUUAAUGUAAAGUAAACACACGGGAAGGAGCAAAAUCAUACGAAAAAUGUAAUGGAAGAUGUUUGAAAGGAUUCAAGGAACGAAAAGCAUUCGAGCAUAUUAUGUGAUUGUGUCCUUCGAGUGAAUGUGAGCUUUUUUUUUGGGGGGCAAAACCCCCCGUUCGGGACGAUAAAAACAAGUGAAAAUCAUGCAUACGCUACGUUCAUUUUCCAUCGAGCCUCUCUAACCGAUGGAAUAUCUCGCUUGCUCAGACAGUCCUGUCCAUAGGUCCGUUGACAGGAAGAAACACGUGGCCAACAAAGCCAACCGAAUGGAGAGAGAGCUACAUACCGGAAGAAUGAAGAGAAUCGUAUCGCAAAUAUUUAUGAAUGA